Symbiodinium pilosum is the source of this 939-nucleotide messenger RNA. Lineage: Eukaryota; Dinophyceae; Suessiales; Symbiodiniaceae. The record is from the annotation of a GenBank genome assembly.
AUGACAGACCCGCUCUUGGAUGCUUUCCGCAAUCAGCUCAGGCACUCCGACCUUGCAGCCACCAGGCUGAAGACCGAGGUGAAUUUUCUGAAGCGGCAGAUUGAGCUCACUUGUUCGAGCCCCGACGAGGAGAGAAUGGAGCUCAAGGACAAGCUUGAGUUUAUCAACGGAGUCAUCGAGAUGUAUAAGAAGACUGAGCAGUUGUACAAGAUGAAAGAGUUGGCCAUCUAUCAAGAGUUCGAGACCCUGGAUGAAUGUCCUCGCAGAGAGGAGAUGGGUAAGACGUUCACCAAAAUGACUGUUCAUCUCACCAUGAUGGAAGUUCAGAUGUACAAGGUUCUUGGGGUUGAGAACUCAUGGUUCUCCAUGAAAAUCCACGAGAUCAAGCGCUGGGUCACGGAGAACCUGGAGGAUGCAGCAGCUGGAGUUGGGAUUCUCAGCGGAGCGCUGGCAGGGCUUUUCUGGAUAGGUUAUGCACUCAUCGCUGAACCUAUCUACUACCUUGGAUUGGUGAAAGGAAUGGCUGCAUUACUGACCGCUGCCGCGGGCGGAGUUGCUGUAGGGGUAGUGGUCGGGAGCUUUGCGGUUCUGAUUUUGUACUUCACCUGGACCGAGUCUUGCUUCACCCCGGUGACCGACAAGGCUUUGACCCACAUCCAGCAAGUCAAAAGCAUGGCAGCAGUUCUUGAGACAGUGCCAAAUGACGCCUUCUGCCAAAAGCUUGACGAGAUGGUUGCAUUGUCUGACAAGGUAGUAGGCGAGCUUCCUGACCAGCCAGAUCGACUUUGCUGCAUCUGCCUAGAGGAAGGAAGCGGCGUCAUUGCACCAGUCAGAACACCAGGAUGCCAGGGUCACCAUUACAUGUGCCGGGAUCAUUGGGGUGACUACUGCAGCAGCCGCGCGGGCAGGAACAUGCUUUGUCCUGUGUGUCGGACUUGA